GAUAAAGGACUGAGCAAUUUUCACAAACCUCGCGAGAGUCUCCACAGGCAGCCGUUACCCUGGAAACGAAGCGAAACAACUUCUCUGUGUUUUGGCUCGUUUUAACCUGACACACUCAGAUUUACUUUCUGCCGCUUGUGUAGUUUUUAUUCCAUAAUGAGCAGCGAUUACUACGAGGUGUUGGAAAUAAACAGGAACGUGACGGAUGCAGAUAUCAAAAAGGCGUAUCGACGUCUUGCAUUGAAGUUUCACCCGAGCAGGAACAGAGAACCUGGAAGCGACGAGAAAUUCAUUCAGUUGGGUGAAGCUUAUGAUGUUUUGAGCGACCCUCGAAAAAAGGCAACAUAUGACAAGUUUGGCGAGGAGGGUCUAAAAGGUGGUAUCCCCCCUGAGUUCGGCAGAGAUGGGGCUUGGUCAUCAAAAUAUGUCUACCAUGGGAACCCAGACAAAACAUUCAGAGAGUUUUUUGGCGGUGACAACCCAUUUGCAGACUUCUAUACAAACAAUGCACCACUUCAGCUCAGUGGACUGGAGGCAGGAUUGGUGAAAAAGACGCAAGAUCUGCCAAUAGAGAGAGACCUACACUUGUCUCUGGAUGAUCUCUUCCAUGGCUGCACAAAAAAGAUUAAGAUUUCUCGAAGGGUUAUGAAUGACAAUGGCUUCACAUCCAGCAUCAAAGACAAGAUCCUGUCUAUAGAUGUAAAGCCUGGAUGGAAGGAAGGCACAAGAAUAAUUUUCUCCAAAGAGGGGGACCAGGGUCCCAACAGCAUCCCUGCAGAUAUUGUGUUCAUAGUGCGACAGAAGGUCCACCCUCAGUUUGUAAGACAGCAGAAUGACUUGAUCUACAAGGCCAAGAUUUCUCUGGAGAUGGCAUUGACUGGCUUCUCCGUAGAUGUGCAAACACUAGAUGGCAGGCUACUCAGUAUUCCUGUCAAUGACAUUGUGCACCCUGCAUACAAAAAAGUGCUGAGUGGAGAGGGAAUGCCGCUGACCCAGAAUCCUUCCCAGAGAGGAAACCUCAUCAUUACAUUUGACAUCCAGUUUCCAGAGCAACUCUGCGCCGAGAGGAAGCAUCUGAUCAGACAAGCUCUAACAUUUAAAGAGUGAUUUCACGACUAAUGAUUCACAUAGUUAGAUUUCUGUCUUUUCUGUUUUUUAAUACAAUAAGUUGAAACAUACAUGGAAAUACGA
This is a messenger RNA of Mugil cephalus (flathead mullet), 1191 nucleotides long. It is a transcript of the gene dnajb13, whose product is annotated as DnaJ heat shock protein family (Hsp40) member B13. The transcript is spliced from 8 exons. Gene Ontology annotation, cellular component: cytosol. Bases 157 to 1107 code for a protein of 316 amino acids. The record is from RefSeq and is a predicted model, not a curated record. Gene Ontology annotation, molecular function: protein-folding chaperone binding. NCBI's taxonomy places the organism in Eukaryota, Metazoa, Chordata, Actinopteri, Mugiliformes, Mugilidae.